Molecule: messenger RNA, 497 nt
Organism: Racocetra fulgida
Lineage: Eukaryota; Fungi; Glomeromycota; Glomeromycetes; Diversisporales; Gigasporaceae
Source: the annotation of a GenBank genome assembly
CUUACAAUAAUAUUCAACCAAAUCAAAAUGUUGAAUCUGAACAAAGUAUUGAAUUUGAACAAACUAUUAAAUCUGAACAAAGUAUUAAAUCUGAAUAUAGUUUAAAUCAAAAUACUGAACAAAAUCAAUUAAUUGAGUCACAUCAACAUCAAGCUAUUGAAUUGAAUUAUGAUAUUGAGUUGAAUCAAAUUGUUGAAGUUUUACCAAAUGAUUUGUAUCAUCUUGGUUGCACUACAGGAAUAAUCAACAAGUGUUAUUCAGCAAAUGAAUUGGAAUUAAUAGGAUCACAAGAGUUUAUUGAACUUGAAGACAUACCUACCAUUUCAGUUGGUGUUCACGAAGCUGCACUUGCACAAUCAGCAUCAACUAUUAUUGACAUUCGCUCUAAUUGUCAUACAAAAUGUGACCAAAAUCAUUGUAAAUGUAAGAAAGCUGGUAUUGUCUGUAAAUCAAAUUGUCAUCCUAGUAAUAAUUGUUGUGUAAAUCAUGACGAAUAA